AAAAAACACGUGUAAAACAUUUGCAUUUCUAAUUAGUGUUAAUCCGAUUAUCUCACCUCUAGUAACAUGAAUAAUAUGACACUGACACCUAUCGAAAUCCUAACCUGCCGAACUAUUAGAAUAGCGUAAAAGAUAUUGUUAAAAAUAAAUAAUCAAAACAAACUGUUAAAUAUGAAGAAUGGACGAUAAUGGGAAACACGCUGCCUCAUACCAAUUGGACCAGGAAAUAUUGGAUGCUCGAGGCAUCAGCAUGACAGUUGAGGAGGUGGCGGGUCUGUCUACUUGUAAAUAUUCUGAACGAGUCCAGUCGCUUAAGCUUAACGAAGACGAUCUGGCAUUCUUGAAGGGACUUAGAAGAAGGAUCAAGAAUAGAUUAGCAUCACAAAACAGUCGCCGUCGCAGCGUGGAACAUCUACGCCGGCUUGCGCGCGAACUGCGAGCUGUCCGCGCUUGUCGAGAUGACGCCCUGGCUGAGCGGAGAGCGUUGCUGACCCAGCGGGACGCUGUCAGGGACAGCUGUCUAAGAUUGAGGCGGUAUAUUGUCCAGAUCCUACAAGAAAGAACAGACUCAACCGAAGUGCCAACUAUAGAAGUUAAAAAAGUCCAAAUAGAAUCUCAAAUGAAAACAAAAAAAGUAACAGUCGCAGAGACAAAAGCCCCCCUCCUACCAGAGUGCUUCGAGAAAUCCAUAGACAAGAACAUUUUCGAAUGCCGCAUAGACAAACUUGUCCAGCAAAGUGUCAAUCACAUUUUCAAAACUGAUUGUUCAGAAAAGAAAAAAGUUUUCGCGAAAACUGUUUUUAUAUCCAAUGAUAAAUUGACAUCGGAUAUUAAGUCUAUGGUUCUAGAGGGGGAUGGGUUGAAGUUGGUGGAGAGUGAUGACGGGGUUUUGAAUUUGUCUUUGAAAGAGGGGAGGCGGAAAAGUCAUGGGAGGAAGCAGUUGGCGCCAAGAAGGAUCGCCUAUGUUUAUUCUGAUAAUAAUGAUGGCGUUUUGGACCUGAAAAUUAAGAAAGAGAAUCAGUGACCCAUACAAAUCUAGUUAAGUAUAUUAUAUUGUUAUAAUCAGACCAAAAAUAAUUAUAGUUUUAACAUAAAGGGAACAUUUAUAUAGGUAGGUAUAUAGCCAAUAUUUUUAGGAAAACUGUUACACAAGUUAAAAAAGUGCUUUUGAAAUGUCCCAAAUUCAAUGUGACUGGAAUUUAUAUUUAAAACAAAAUAUAAAUUUAAUGUUUUUCGGAAUGUAACUCUGUUUUGUAGAAUAAAACUUUUUGUUAUAAAUAUACAGUCGAUAGGCCAGGACCCAAUUCUGCUAUCUACAAUGACCGUUGAAUGAAUGAGAUUUGGUUUUUAAUUGUCACUCCAUUCAAAUUAUCAAAAUCACGGUUCCAGCCGUUUUUAUGGUUGUAAAUUUCA
This is a messenger RNA of Trichoplusia ni (cabbage looper), 1413 nucleotides long. RefSeq lists its product as uncharacterized. The transcript is spliced from 5 exons. Lineage: Eukaryota; Metazoa; Arthropoda; Insecta; Lepidoptera; Noctuidae. The record is from RefSeq and is a predicted model, not a curated record. Gene Ontology annotation, molecular function: DNA binding; DNA-binding transcription factor activity. The coding region runs from base 179 to 1024 and encodes 281 amino acids. Gene Ontology annotation, biological process: regulation of DNA-templated transcription.